Messenger RNA from Rosa rugosa (rugosa rose), 2032 nucleotides. RefSeq lists its product as uncharacterized. Gene Ontology annotation, biological process: response to UV; error-prone translesion synthesis; replication fork processing. The record is from RefSeq and is a predicted model, not a curated record. Bases 74 to 1804 code for a protein of 576 amino acids. The transcript is spliced from 14 exons. Gene Ontology annotation, molecular function: DNA-directed DNA polymerase activity; chromatin binding. Gene Ontology annotation, cellular component: nucleus; mitochondrial matrix. Lineage: Eukaryota; Viridiplantae; Streptophyta; Magnoliopsida; Rosales; Rosaceae.
UUUAAACCUACAAACAAAACCCCAAAUUAGAAAAGAGGGUAAAAAAUUAAAAGUGCGGCGGUGAAGAGUGUCCAUGGACGACGUUGAUCGGUUGUUCGAGUGCUUCAAGUGCGGCAUCUCACCUCCACCAUCUGCUUUGAGAGAGAGAAAGAGAAUCAAGAGGCAAUCGAUUCAGAGGAGUAAAGCCCAGGAAGUCGAUUCUCCGCGAUCGCCGGAGCAGAUAAAGAAAAUCGCAUCAGAUUUACAGCUUUCUGCAGAAAAACUUGUUCAGGGUGGUUCUACAACAGUCAAAGCAAAAAGCUUUAAUCGUAGGAAGCAGUUAUCUCCAGUUGUAUUUUACGGGUCUCCACGUGGUGUACCUCCAAAGCAACCAAGAAGGUUGUUGCUGCGAGUGUUACGUGAGAUACGUGUUGAUCUCACUGCACAGAAACGAUUGAGCUCAAGUCUGUUUAGGAAGGAAGUAUGGGCUACAUUUCCAAGGCAGGAGGAAGCAAUGCAGUUUGCCAAACGGCACGAGAAUGUUCACGUUUUUAGUUAUCAAGAUCACUUUAGUGGACAAAGAAGGUUCCUUGUUUCAAGUUAUGAUGAGUUUUGGAGAAGGUACAAAAUUAUGGAGUCCAAGUUUCGUCACCAUUACGAAGUCAUUCAGGAGGGUUUACCAUGCCACCUUUAUUUUGACCUGGAGUUCAAUAAGAAAGACAAUGGAAACAGAAAUGGAGAUGAAAUGGUUGAUCUUUUAAUAUCAGUUGUUUUUGAAGCCUUGCUUGAAAAGUAUUCUAUUCAGGGGAACAUGGAAUGGAUAUUGGAACUUGAUUCCUCUACUGAAGCAAAGUUCUCUCGACAUUUAAUUAUUCGCAUUCAGAAGACUGCUUUUAAGGACAACUCACAUGUAGGUGCAUUUGUCACCGAGAUAUGCUCACGGAUAUCAAGUGCAAAAGGGAGGGAUGGAAGAUUUGAGAAUUUGUUUAUUAGAAAAGAUUCAAGCUCUGCAGACUUUAGUCACCUAUUUGUGGACACUGCUGUGUAUACCAGGAAUCGUUGUUUUCGUUUAGCUCUGUCAUCAAAGGCAGGGAAGAAUUCAGUGCUUCUACCUACUGGGCGCUUCAAAGCUAAGGACAUGAUGCAGUCUGAAGUGGAGAUGUUCAUGGCGUCUUUGAUCUGCAAUUUGGAAGUUGAUUGUGAGAAGCUUCUAGUCUGCAAAUCUGAUCUUGAUUGUAUAAAGACCCUGCAUUUUGAUACAGAGGUCAACCCUAGUUUUGGAAAAUCUUACAGUUGGCCCCAAGAAUUUGCAUUGAAUGGUUGCACCAGUGAUGCUUCAGCAACAUACUUCCUGGGGAAAUCUCCAUUUCCAGCUUUGGAUGCAUUUGUAGAAUUUGUUGCUACAAUUGGAAAUGUCUCAGGUAAAAUUCGCAGCUGGUAUUGGUUCUCAGAGUUUGGACUCAUGGUCUACAGCAUGUCAAGAAACAGAUACUGUGAGCGAAUUGGCAGACAGCACAAAAGCAAUCAUGUGAUAUACAUUGCUGACCUCAGAAAGGGUGUUUAUUAUCAGAAAUGUCAUGAUCCCGACUGCAGAGGCUACCGUUCUCCAUCACGUCCGAUUCCAUGGAAUAUUGUCCCUGACAUGGUGUAUGAAUGUCAAAAAGAUCAUGAACGUGUUCUUUUUGAUGAUGAGAACACGGCAAGCAGCGGCGUUACAGAUUCAUGGUGGCUUGAAGCUAUAAGAGUUGCAGAUGAAGUUGAAAAUAAGCAGAAUUCAUUAGAGCUCAGCAAUCCGGAAUACAUGGAUCCAAAAGAUGACGACUGAUGGACUGCUGCUGCUUCCCAAGUUGCACUAACGCACUAAUAACUGAUUCAAAAUCCACGCCCUUUGUCUCGAUAAUGAUGCCCCUGUAGUUAAUCAUUCAACUAACAAGGAUUCUUGGUUUAUUAUAUAUACACGGGUGUUGGUAACUCAUACAAUGUAUACUUUAUACGGUGAUACCAUUGUUUUGAAAAGGGCUGGUGAUUGGUACAUUUAGCUAAUCAUCUUCUU